AUGAACGAAAGCAGCACGCACGGGGGUCCAGGCAAAACGCAACAGAGCUCACGACGUGCGCAGGAACCCCGGCAGACUCGUUCGAGACCCAGUGUGGUAGUCUCGGGAGCCGGUUCGAGGGCGUCACGCCCGCUGCUGCGCGGCACAGAGGAAGCGGAAAAGGUAGACCAUGCGCCUUUGGAAUCUAGUAGAAAUUCUUUGGCUUCGAAACAACCGAAUAAUCAGACCGCAACGCUGAGUCAAGCCACCAAGUCGAACUCGAUGACCCGAGGAAGCGGGUCCACCCCGGGGCAACGACCUGCCCCGGUACACCAAAGCGCAGCACCGUCCACAGUGGCCGCAGCGGCGAGCAGUACCCGGGAGUUGUAUGCGCUGCGAGCGGAAGUGGCGAAACUUCGGCUGCGCUGCGAGGAACUGGAAAACGAGCUAGCGCUGCUUCGCAAGCAAGUGAGCACAGUUGCUCUGCCGCCUGUGGCAUCAUCCGCGUCGACAAACACCAGUAAUGCCAAGGAGUUGGCGCAGGCCUCGCAAGCACCCGCUCCAGAAGCCAGUCAGGUGGCGGCGACUGGAGCCGCUGGAACACCCGCAUCUCAAACGACCGCUAGACUUGCGUCUACGUCGCGCUUGCACAACGACAUCACUUGGCAUAGCGAAAGCCAAGUGCUCGACUGGGCCGAUGAAAUGGAAACCAUGGAGCUCGAGCGUCGCGGGCGAAACAGCAGCACCGAAAAGUCGGUUGUGAACGUUCCUCGCCCGACGCCCGGCACCUGGACGAGGAAGCCAGCAUCGGCAUCGGGUGCCGGGCCUGAAAGGCCGCCCCAGCCGCCUUUACCAUCCACGCGAGAUACAGGACAGCAACAACGACAACUGAGUGAAGCGCAAUCAUUGGAACACCCACAGAGAAUCCGGCAACGUGAGCCUCGUCCGCAUGGUACAGAGCAAAACCGCGAAGCGCGUCAACAGCAGCGGCGGCAGCGUCGAGAGCGUCCUUUCCAAGAGCGAACGCUUACCGCAGAUGCCAAGACGCAACCACACGCGAGCAGUGCAGCGAGCAAGUCUGCGGAAGCGCCACCACCAGUCCAGAGACCGCACCGAGAGACCGUAGAGAGACCGCCAGCGUCUGCCUGGCUGUUCGCCGUUCACGCUCGAGCACAGCCGGACAAGUUGCGUUUCCUGGUAUCGAGUCGCGCAGCGGGACCGGAGUCGGCACCUGAUCGAUUUAUUUCGCUUUCGUUUAGUGUAUCGCGUUGGAUCAAUGACCAAGCCUUUCACAAGACACUGAUGCGCAUGCUUCUGCAAUUGUGGCGGCGUCUUGCGCCACCAGCACUCGAUUCUGGAACAACGCAACAGCAACAGCAACAAAUACCGCCACCCUUAGCGGAGCUGCUUCGCCAACCUGAAACGGAAGAGCAGCGCCCGCUGGAUCGCCAACAGGUCUGGGCACUAUGUGAGCCGGUGCUGCUCGAGGCGUGCCGCCACCCGACCCUGCUGGUACUUCUCGAUUGCCACGGGCUCAACGACAAGACGAAGCAGGCUGUGCGCUUUAAUGUGGCGUACUUUGUGGAGGCAGCUGCAGCUGCUCGAGAGCGCUUUGAAGCGACGUUCGCAAUACCACCGCGCCUGGUGCUGGUGCUCGAAAGCUACCCCGUUCAACGGCGACCGGUUCUCGGGGGCCAUCCAGUGUAUCCCGUGCAAUGCUAA
Molecule: messenger RNA, 1701 nt
Organism: Cyanidioschyzon merolae strain 10D
Lineage: Eukaryota; Rhodophyta; Bangiophyceae; Cyanidiales; Cyanidiaceae
Exons: 1
Coding region: 1-1701 (566 amino acids)
Source: RefSeq, a predicted model, not a curated record